This is a messenger RNA of Hibiscus syriacus, 839 nucleotides long. Its product is annotated as acid phosphatase 1-like. Lineage: Eukaryota; Viridiplantae; Streptophyta; Magnoliopsida; Malvales; Malvaceae. The record is from RefSeq and is a predicted model, not a curated record. The transcript has 3 exons. Bases 16 to 819 code for a protein of 267 amino acids. Gene Ontology annotation, molecular function: acid phosphatase activity.
UCUCUGUAUUUCAUCAUGCUCUUCUUAAAACUUCUCCUCUUCUUUUCAUUCUUCUCCUUCAUUUUCUCUCACGACGCCAUCUUCAACCCCCAUCUUUUCCCCAGGCCGUUAAUCAUACAACACCCAGAAGAUAUCGAGACCCAGUUCCGAGAAUUAGAAGAAGAUAUCAAGUUACAGUGUACUAGCUGGAGAUUUUCUGUGGAAGCCAACAAUUUGAGUCCUUGGAAGACCAUUCCCCAGGAAUGUCUGGGAUAUGUCAAAGACUACAUGACUGGUCGUGGCUAUAAAGUGGAUCUCGAAAGGGUUUCCAAUGAGGCUGGUGUUUACGCCAAGACCCUGCAGCUGAGUGGAGAUGGCAAAGAUGUUUGGAUUUUUGAUAUUGAUGAGACUUUGUUGUCCAACCUUCCUUACUACAUUGAGCAUGGUUAUGGCUUGGAGAUUUUUGAUCCAAUAGAAUUUGAUAAGUGGGUUCAAAGGGGAAUGGCACCGGCAAUAGAACCCAGCCUCAAACUUUAUGACAAGAUUUUAGAUUUGGGAUUCAAAAUUUUCUUACUAACUGGUCGAAGUGAACAGCACAGAUCGAUUACGAUCGAAAAUUUGACGAAAGCAGGGUUUCGAACCUGGGACAAGCUUAUAUUAAGAGACACCGAACACCAUGGCAAGCUAGCAACUGUUUUUAAGUCGGAGAAAAGGAGUGAGAUGGUAGAAGCAGGAUAUAGGAUUCUAGGAAACUCUGGGGAUCAAUGGAGCGAUCUAUUGGGUGGCGCCCCCUCGAUACGUUCAUUCAAGUUACCGAAUCCUAUGUACUACAUUCCCUAGCAAACCCUUUGUUAAUUGUA